This is a messenger RNA of Capsaspora owczarzaki ATCC 30864, 2403 nucleotides long. RefSeq lists its product as hypothetical. The transcript has 8 exons. NCBI's taxonomy places the organism in Eukaryota, Filasterea, Ministeriida, Capsasporidae. Gene Ontology annotation, biological process: mitophagy; protein localization to phagophore assembly site; piecemeal microautophagy of the nucleus. The record is from RefSeq and is a predicted model, not a curated record. Gene Ontology annotation, cellular component: Atg1/ULK1 kinase complex; cytosol; phagophore assembly site. The coding region runs from base 18 to 2168 and encodes 716 amino acids.
UUUUUUUUUUUUUUUCAAUGAACCCGCAACCGAGUAGUUCUUCUUCGCAGCAGCAACAGCAGCAGGACUCGGACGGCGUUCUGAACGUACUUCAGUCCUUCCGCUCGAAGGCGGCUCAUGCAGUGCUCCAGUCGCGCUUGGCCGAGACGCUCCUGCGCUCCCAGUCCAAGGCGUCGCCCUCUGCUGCUGCUGCCCGCGGCGGAUCGCUGGGUGCAAGCUCAAGCACAGCUGUCACAACGCCAGCUGCAGAAAAGCAGCGCAAGGUCUGGUUCAACUUGGAGAUUGACGAAACAGAUGCAGUGCGCGAGGCCGUGCGGCCCUGGCGGAACGACGUUGCCUCACAGUUGUGCGUGGAGGUCUAUCUCGAUCUGUCGCAUGUUGGAACCGACAAGGUUGUCAUUUUGAACAACAAUCGCACCGUCUUUUACAACGCAAACGCGCGUGGGCAGACAAACAAGCGAAAAAUCAUUUUGGAGCAGUGGACCUUUGCCGUUGAUCAGAGUCGAGUAUCAAACUCGCAAGCAGCACAGUCGCACGUUGUUAUUUACAAGAAACUCAUCGUGCUAUUACGCUCAAUAGUCUGUUACUUGCGCACCAUGCCAACAAACACGCUCGCGCGCAAGUGUGCUCGACGACAAAUGUCGGCCAUGGCAAUUGACUUUCAAAUCACCAGCUCGCACGUCAACAUUCCCGAGAACGAUCGAGACGGCCCAAUGUCAAACUACCAGUUCCGUUCGAUCGAUACCAAUCGCGGUCGUCUCCUUGUCGAUGUUUGCUUUCGCACCCAACUCGAAAUCAAAAUAGCCGAGUCGGAUCGGCUUCUUUCGACGCGACUUGUUGAAAACUACUUUGACAUGCCAGGGUAUCAGCCGGGAUCGACUCCCUUCGAUGGUCAUCUACAGUCGCAAGCGCUGCCAGCUGCCUCCCUGCCAACGCAGAUUGGCUCCACGCACGCUGUCGUCGGCGCGCAUGCACAGUCAUACACACAACCAACGCAACAAUCCGGGUUUUCCACGCAGCCGGCGCAGCUGCAGCAUCACCAACAACCGCAUCCACACCAGCAAGAGCAAUCAAAAGCCCCGCUUCACACACACCAUCCCCUGCCGCAUCAACACUCGGCAGCCCAGCUGUAUCACCAUCAACCCACUCAAUUGGUUCGACAGCCGCAUUCUGCGGCAGACCUCACAACGCACCUUUCCAGUGCUCUGGGUGACGGAUACCAAAACCUACUGUUUGAUCGCAUUUCCCCCACUAUGUUUGAGGAUCGGUACUCUGCCCCCACGACUGACCACGACGAUGGCGAGGCGGCGCCGCCACUUUCGUCGUUCCAGUCGCGCAGCACGGCCCCGAUCACUGCUGCGGCUGCUGCAGGUGCUGCCGGUGCUGCCGGAGCUGCUGGCAUCAGCGAAGCCAUGAACAUUUCCAAUCGAGGAUCGCUGCCCAAAAACUACAGCACGGCCAUGUUUGGCACGCCGCCGUCCUACUCGGCCCAUUACUUCAUCUCCAGCCCCCGCUCCUACGAAGCCGCUUCGGCGAUGGCGGCUGCCGCGGCCUCUGGGGCGAUUCACCAGCAACAGUCUCCUCCGGGCAUCGGAGCAAGCACGAGCAGGCGCGCAUCGGUCGUGUCGAGCGGCAGCGGAACAUGGCUGAGCAGCACUCCUCCGUUCAAGCACGCCAAUCCCUUCAAGUCCAUGAACCACCAGUCGCCACCCCAGCCGAAUCAUUCGCAACCUCAUCAGCAUCAUUCCCAUCAUUUCGAGAGCGGAGACGCUUCGCGCCUCGGCUCGUCGCGUGCUGGCUCUGGCGCCCUCGGCGAGGACACUCCAAGCCACCUUGCAGCCUCGCCGGCGCGUGCAAUUCCGAUGCCGCGUGGACGUCACCAGUCUGUCGACCCUUCCCUGGAUGAUCCGCACCAUAGUAAUGGUUGGCUCCAGUCGAAACGGACAUCGGAUGUCUCGGAUGAUGACGAUUUGACUGUGUUAAUGACUCAACUCCAGUCCGCGGAGGCGCUUCGCGUGUACUCGCGACUGGAUGCGUCCACGCAGCACUCAAUGUCGGAUAUGAUGGCCAAGUUUUCGGAUUUCAAAGCGGCCGCUGCCAAUUUUGAUUUCCCACCCAACGCCGACCAGACGACCGCUCCCGAGCAACAACCGCCUGGCCAAGGCUGAUCAACAGCAAUGGCUUUGCACUCGAAGUGAGGAGUGGCUGCUGCUUGUCGGAUGUCAAAUUAUUCUCUUCCCCCAAUUAUUCCUAACUCAAAAAUAAGGCUGAUUUUUGUAACCAACGCCGUUAAUUAAAUGCAGAGCAAAAAGUGAAACAGGCGCAAAGCGAAAGCAAAAACAACAAACCCAUCAGACUAAACAACACAAGAAAUAAACAUCCAAAAGAAAUCAAAGAGACCUG